CUCCGGUCAGCGCGGCGGCCCGCUCGGCCCGCGUGCUCCGGGGCCGCAUGGCGUCGGCCCCGUCGCUUCUCGGGGCCCGCCCCCUGCUGCAGUUUCUGCGGCUGGUGGGGCAGCUCAAGAGAGUCCCACGGACAGGUUGGGUAUACAGAAAUGUGAAAAAUCCAGAGAGUGUCUCGGAUCACAUGUACCGGAUGGCAAUUAUGGCUAUGGUCACCAAAGAUAACCACCUUAACAAAGACCGAUGUAUACGCCUAGCCCUGGUUCACGAUAUGGCAGAAUGCAUCGUUGGGGACAUAGCACCAGCAGAUAACGUCCCCAAAGAAGAGAAACAUAGGCGAGAAGAGGAAGCUAUGAAACAGAUAACCCAGCUUCUACCAGAGGACCUCAGAACAGAGCUCUAUGAACUUUGGGAGGAGUAUGAGACCCAAUCUAGUGCAGAAGCUAGAUUUGUAAAGCAGCUGGAUCAGUGUGAGAUGAUCCUUCAGGCCUUUGAAUAUGAAGAUCUUGAGAACAAACCUGGAUGCCUCCAAGAAUUCUAUGAUUCCACAGCAGGAAAAUUCAGUCACCCUGAGAUAGUCCAGCUUGUUUCUGAACUUGAGACAGAAAGAAAUGCGAACAUAGCUGAGGCCACAAACAAGCCUUUCUCAUAAGCGCUGCAUUCCUGAAAUGUUUUCUUUCUGUUUCAUGGUACUGUUUUGCCAUUGUUAGUCUGCUAAUUUCUCCAGAUAUGAGUCUGUUUAUUUUCAAUUGCAACAGAACAGGAAGGGGUCAUAUGAAAUACCAUGGAUAAAGACUAGACAGGAGAGUUCCUUUUUUUUAUUAUGAACUAAAUAAAUAUAAAAUACUUUUGAGUUUUGGAAUAUUUAUUUCAAGUCUUAAAUCAUCUUACUCUAACUUAAUAAUAUAUAUCCCAGAAGGCCAGGCUCACUGAAGGGUAGAAAAUUUGAGUCUUUCCUUUUUUUUUUUGUCAGUUGUGGGGCUUGAACUCUGGAAUUUUGCUUGUUUUUGAGAACAGAUUUCUCUGCUGAUAGAGUGAGGAAGGGAGGUCAGAAAAGAAACUGUGGGUAAUGUAUUCUCCAGAUAUUUUAUCAGAUGAUCACUUUCUUGAAUUAGAUUUUGAAUUCCAUGGAGAUUGCCUCUGGCUAGUGACUGUAGAUUUCUGUUCCUGAUAACCCUGCCCUCAAAUCCUUGAGCAUUUUGGGUAAUAACCUGGGACAUAAAAUUUUAAAUGCCAUGUACCUUUCUCUUUGUAUUUUUCCAUCUGACUUACAGAUUUGAAGGCCUUGUUUAUAAAAACAUUUAUCAGCAGGGAAGAAAUACUAAUAGGAGGAUUGCUGGAGUCACUGAGCCUUAGACAGAUUAUGUAUCAACCUGACUUCUCCUCAUUUUACUUUCAUGGCCUAAGUAUGCCUUGUAUUCAGUGUACAACCAUUGAAUAAUAUGUAAAGGAAUAAGAUCGAUGAAAACCUAGUUGGUAUUUUGGUGUGGAGCAAUGAGGCCUGUCCCUUUAAUGUACCUGACGGUUUCUAUUGGAAGAAAGGAAAGCAUUUGAGGCUGGCCUGGUAGAAAUUCUAGGCAGCGUUUCUUUGGAAACUCUAUGCAGUAUCCAUGGAUACCCAGUCUGCAGGAAGCAAGGUUCAUGAUCUCUUCAGAAGCAAUACAUACAUGUGUACAUACAGUUGCUUUGCAUGGAAAGGAGAAAGAACAUGAUGUUUGAUUAUUUUUGGAGAUACGUUAAUAGGCUAACAACUCCAUCUAUGAAUAUUGUGGCAUUAUUCUUCCACUUGGCAUGAGAACAGGUAAAUAAAACAAACAGGUAAAUAAAAUAAUUUCAAUAAAGUUCAAGUCUUUAUAACCAGAAGUUUUAUUUUGAAUGUCUUGCAAUUUUGUAAAUAGCUAAGAGUUCACAGAAAAUUUGGAACUCUGACUGGGUCAUUCUAUAUACUGAUCCCUUAAAUCUUAUCUCAGUUGACCAUAUUCUGUGGUUCCAAACCUUGUUUCUGAGGUAAUUUGGCUUUUAUACACACACAUGCACAUACACACACACACACACACACACUAGUGCUAUGAGUAAAAUCUUUUAAUAAAAUAAAGACUAAUAAGAGAAGUUAGUUAUUGAAUCCACUGGUAAUGUCUACAAAUAUUUGAAUAUGACUUAAAAUUUUUUUCCUUUUUGGAGUAUAUCUGCUACUUCUUGGAAUUAGUCUCCUUCUAAAUAGCAACUCCUAUAAUUAUGAUUCAGAGUAAAUAAUUAUUCUUGGGUUGAACUCAACAAAAAAGAACUCCUUGUUACUUUUUUCCCUCCUGUGGAUUGGCAUUCCACCAGCUGUUAUGUAAUUUUCAAUGCUCUUGUAUUUUAAAAAAAAUACUGAUUCCUCUCAAAGCCUCUGUGGUGCUAUAUGCUCCAAUAUAUGCUUUGAUAUUCUAUACCAAUUGCAAAGGUGGAAUGCUUUGUGAAGAAGCAGCUUCCACCCUAGCGUAUUUUACGUGCAUAAUUUCAGUCUUCCGAUUUAAAGAUGAGAAACGAUGGUUUCUGAGGGACACUCAGUGCUGCAGUUUGGGUAUGGCAUGUGUGUCCUCUGCACAAAGCUCCCUCCUUUUCAGAUUACCUGAGUAGCUAUGACUCAAUGUAGAUUGGAGAAAGUUUUAGUAUUAUUUUAAUAUCCUAGAGUGGCUGAGGUUAUAAAUACUGUCAUAUCCUCUUGUCCUAUUCAAAUUAGAAGUUAAUUUAAAAUUACAUCUGUAAACUUAUAUCCUUUACAAACAAUCAAUAACCCUGAGGACUUGAAGAAAUAAAAAAAAAUCAGUCAGCAUUAAAAUCAAUUAUUUUAAUGACUUAAAUAAACAUACAUAAUUGAUGUUGGUAAGGGGAUCACAAGCAGUUUGGUGACGUUUGUAGUCACCUGCUGCUGGAGAGUUGAAAAGAACUCAGAGCCUCACCUGCUGAGAUGAAGAACUGAAUGGACUUUACUCAGUCUUCAAGGACAUGCAUCUUACCAUGGAAGCCAAGCAAAUAAUAGUAGCUAUAUGAUGGGAAAUAUAUGUUGAAUUACACAGACAAGUAUUACAACUAAUUGUGUUCCUGCUCCAGUGUGGACAUUUUUUU
Dipodomys spectabilis (banner-tailed kangaroo rat) is the source of this 3106-nucleotide messenger RNA. RefSeq names its product HD domain containing 2 (gene Hddc2). The coding region runs from base 48 to 650 and encodes 200 amino acids. Gene Ontology annotation, molecular function: 5'-deoxynucleotidase activity. The record is from RefSeq and is a predicted model, not a curated record. Gene Ontology annotation, cellular component: cytoplasm. The transcript is spliced from 6 exons. NCBI's taxonomy places the organism in Eukaryota, Metazoa, Chordata, Mammalia, Rodentia, Heteromyidae.